Messenger RNA from Tarenaya hassleriana, 1365 nucleotides. Its product is annotated as protein POLAR LOCALIZATION DURING ASYMMETRIC DIVISION AND REDISTRIBUTION. The coding region runs from base 215 to 1312 and encodes 365 amino acids. Gene Ontology annotation, biological process: asymmetric cell division. The transcript has 3 exons. Lineage: Eukaryota; Viridiplantae; Streptophyta; Magnoliopsida; Brassicales; Cleomaceae. The record is from RefSeq and is a predicted model, not a curated record.
UCCCUCCAAAAACAUCGAAACUCUGUCAUUCUCGUGAUUCUCAUUUAUUUCGUCGCCCCAGUUGUUCAUCUAUCUCUGCUUCCUCCGUCCCACCAUUAUCAAUGAAUCGGAUCUCGAUCCCUCCCAGAAGGGUCUUCCUCUCCUUUAAAUCCCUUCGCCUCAAACCCAGAUUUCUCCACCAAACCCAGAUUCGAUUUGGGUCGUUCGAUCAUCAAUGGAGGUUCGUGGACGGUCGCGGCGGAGGAACGUCGACGGUUGCGCGGUGGUGGAGUGUUAUACACCGCGAAGGGUCGUCGCCCGGUGGCUGUUUGGGUUGAAAAGCGCGAAGGGGAAGAGGGAAGAGGAUGAGGAAGGAGUUGAAGAUGAUGAUGAGACGGGACCCAUCAAGUGUUCGACAAAACGCCUGAACGUGGGUUUUCCAUCGAGUCCAGCUCCGGCAACUAACGGAUUUGAAUCACGGAGCAGAGAAACAUCUUUGGAUGCGGGGAUCGGCUCUUUCUUGUUGUAUCUCGUCGUCGCAAGCAAAGCCGAGCUUGACAAGAUGGCAAAACUUCGGAUGCAAAUGGAGAUGCUCCUUCAGAAUGUUAAAGAAGAGCUACGGAAGAAAGAGCUACAGGAAAUGCCAUCCAAGUCUUCAAAGGACAAAACUUUAUACCACAGCGAUGAAUGCGGAAAGAGUCAGGAACCAAACGACGAUAACCAGAUCACCCCUCAAGUCAUUUCGAAUUUGGCAUCAUCCAUUUUCGAAGAGUCGUCAACGAACGUUGCUCACGACGAGAGUACAGAGAGUGAAGUCUCCAAGCCAGAGGAAUACAACGGAGGAACAGGUCGGGAAUCAAAAGUCGAAGCUGAGCUUCCUAGUCUAAAUCUGAACGACAAAGCCAGUGAGAGACAAAUGAUGAUGCGUCAGAGGCAACAAGAAGUCAAGAAGAACACCGAGAGCGGGAAGAGUAAAAUGCUGAAUUCAGAAGAGGUAGUAGCAGACGAGAGACAUGGAGUGUGUCCAUACGAACUGGAAAGAAGACUGCACGAACUAUUGUCGGCGAGGCAACAAGAAGAGAUUCAAGAACUGGAGACUGCUCUGAGGCGAGUGGAACGUCGGCUCGACGAGAAAGAAACAGAGGUCUCGUGGUGGAAAGACGCAGCGAAUCUGCUCGCUCGACGUGUUCCUGAAUCUUCUAGAGCAGGACUUGAAUACUGCAUUCCUGAAUCUAUCAGAACAACACAGCUUGAUCGUUCUUCUGUUCAUGUUCAUGUUCAUGGUUCUUCUUCUAAAGCUGUUUUGAAACGCCGUGUUAGCUGGUCUAGAUGAAAGUGUUGUCAAUUUUGAUCUCAAUAAAGAAAUGGGUCAUGUUUUCCAGUUCA